This is a messenger RNA of Pipistrellus nathusii (Nathusius's pipistrelle), 1113 nucleotides long. The record is from the annotation of a GenBank genome assembly. Lineage: Eukaryota; Metazoa; Chordata; Mammalia; Chiroptera; Vespertilionidae.
AUGCUGCGCGCGGUGUCUCGCGCUGUGGGCCGCGCCGCGGUUCGCUGCGCUCGUGGCCGCGGGUCCCCGCAGGCCCGCCGCGCCGGUGCCGCCGCCGCCAUGUCCCGGCCGCCGCCGCGGCCCGCCUCGGGCUCCCCGGCCCGGCCGGCCACCGUGCUGGGCACUAUGGAGAUGGGGCGCCGCAUGGACGCGCCCGCCAGCGCCGCGGCCGUGCGCGCCUUCCUGGAGCGCGGCCACACGGAGCUGGACACGGCCUUCAUGUACAGCGACGGCCAGUCCGAGAGCAUCCUGGGCGGCCUGGGGCUCGGCCUGGGCGGCGGCGACUGCAAAGUGAAAAUCGCCACUAAGGCCAAUCCCUGGGAUGGGAAGUCCCUGAAGCCGGACAGCCUCCGGUCGCAGCUGGAGACAUCACUGAAGCGGCUGCAGUGCUCCCAGGUGGACCUGUUCUACCUGCACGCGCCUGACCACGGCACGCCCGUGGAAGAAACGCUGCGCGCCUGCCACCAGCUGCACCAGGAGGGCAAGUUUGUGGAGCUUGGCCUCUCCAACUACGCAGCCUGGGAGGUGGCUGAGAUCUGUACCCUCUGCAAGAGCAACGGCUGGAUCCUCCCCACCGUGUACCAGGGCAUGUACAACGCCACCACCAGGCAGGUGGAAACGGAGCUCUUCCCCUGCCUCAGGCACUUCGGCCUGAGAUUCUACGCCUACAACCCUUUGGCAGGGGGCCUGCUGACCGGCAAGUACAAGUAUGAGGACAAGGACGGGAAACAGCCUGUCGGCCGCUUCUUUGGGAAUACCUGGUCUGAGAUCUACAGGGACCGCUUCUGGAAGGAGCACCACUUCAAGGCCAUUGCCCUGGUGGAGAAGGCCCUGCAGGCUGCAUAUGGCACCAGUGCCCCCAGCAUGACUUCAGCUGCCUUGCAAUGGAUGUACCACCACUCACAGCUCCAGGGCUCCCACAGGGAUGCUGUCAUCCUGGGCAUGUCCAGCCUGGAGCAGCUGGAGCAGAACCUGGCAGCGACCGAGGAAGGGCCCCUGGAGCCAGCCGUUGUGCAGGCCUUUGAUCAGGCCUGGCACCUGGUUGCCCAUGAAUGUCCCAACUACUUCCGUUAG